Molecule: messenger RNA, 2505 nt
Organism: Sungouiella intermedia
Lineage: Eukaryota; Fungi; Ascomycota; Pichiomycetes; Serinales; Metschnikowiaceae
Source: the annotation of a GenBank genome assembly
AUGAUCUGGUUCUUCUUGUUGGCUCCAGUAUGGGCUGUCUACGUGGGAUGGCCCAUGAACGAGCAGCUCCCCAAUGUUGCUCGUGUGGACCAACCUUACCUGUUCACACUUGCAUCAAUCACCUACAAAUCCAGUGCGGGAGGCUCCGUCGUUUACUCGGCCUCCAACAUGCCUUCAUGGCUCAGUUUUGACUCAGAUUCCAGAACAUUCACGGGAACUCCAUCCUCCAGCGAUAUGGGUCAAUUUGAGAUCUCGUUGCAAGGCGCAGACUCUGCAGACAAUUCCUCCUUGAGUAAUUCUUACUCCAUGAUGGUGUCUAAUAGCUCCGGCUUAUCGUUAUCCAGUUCCGAUGUGAUGUUCACAUCCAUUGCCAAGUACGGCAAGACCAACGGCCUCAAUGGCUUGGUGGUAAAGGAAGGUGAGCAGUUCUCCAUACAAUUUAACAAUCUGGUGUUUGUGGAAAACGCCCAUGCCUCUAGACCCAUCUCGUCCUACUAUGGCCGGAGUAUGGACAGAACUUCGCUUCCAAACUGGAUUAACUUCGACUCUUCCUCAAACACGUUCUCUGGAACUGUGCCCUAUGUGACCAGCUCUAUUGCUCCGUCCCUUCUGUACGGUUUUAGCUUCAUUGCCUCGGAUUACGCAGGUUACGCAGGUGCCGAAGGCAUCUUCUACUUGGUUGUGGGUGCUCACCUGCUCAGUACUCUGCUCAACGAAUCCAUUAAAGUCAACGGAACAUACGGCUCGGACUUUGACUACACUGUGCCUGUUUUUUCCAGUGUUUACCUUGAUGGAACCUUGAUUUCUGCCGAGAAUAUCUCGUCUGUUUCUACUGAUGACAUGCCUUCGUACAUCCUGUUGGAUGACAAGAAUUACUCAUUGACAGGGUCAUUUCCAAACUCAUCUACUUUUGACAACUUUACUGUUAUUGUCAAGGACGUCUAUGGAAAUCAGGUGGAGUUACCAUACACGUUUGACUCUCUUGACUCUGUAUUCACUGUGAAUCUGAUGGCCGACGUCAAUGCCACCAGAGACGAAUAUUUCCAAUUGCAAUUGAUGCGCUCGUUCUUCACGGACUUUAAUGACACUACCAUUGAUGUCACCUUCGAUCCCUCCGACUGGUUAUCCUACCAUUCACUGAAUUUGACAAUGUCAGGUUUUGCUCCUAAAGACUUGGAUUCUGUCAAGGUCACAGUCAAGGCAACAUCCACAUUUGACUCAGAAUCACGUUCUUUCAAAGUAAUGGGAAUCGAUGGAGACUCAAAGCUGUCUAGCACGUCGUCUUCUUCGUCCUCGACACCUACAAGUUCUACUGCUUCCUCCUCCACUUCCUCGGCAUCUUCAAGUGCUACACCUGCUCCUCAUAAGAAAUCGUCUGAUAACAAGAAGAAGCUCAUCUUGGGCUUGGCUAUCGGAAUACCUGCAUUUGUGCUCCUCUUGGCUGUUUUGCUCUUGUUAUUCUGUUGUUGUCGCCGCAAGAAAGAUCAAGAUGCUGAAUCUGAAAAGUCAGUAACAGAACCUGAGCUCACUGGCCCAGGAUUUGGCGUCACUUAUGAUAUGGACGAUUCUAGGGAACAUGCUAGACAAUUAGGUGCAUUGAACGCAUUGAAGCUUGACAACGACAAUAACUCCACACUGUCAAGUCUCACUCAUGUGGAUUCUGAGGCAGAGAGCAAUUAUUUCGACGCAUCUGAGAAGCCAAUCAAAUCAUGGCGUGCAAACGAUACGUCUGAUUCCAAUGCUAUAAAGCAGAAUUUCCUCUUGCUGCAGAAACACACAUCGCAACUUUCCAUGGACACAGUGAAUACCGAACAGUUGUUUUCGGUUAGACUUGUCGAUGGAGGCAGAGACUCCCUCCCGUCUCCUGUCAAAAUGCUCCUGAGCCAUUCAAUCGUUCGUGAUACUCUGUCAGAGAACGUGCAAAGACUUGAUAGUGACGGCAAUCUAGCUGACGGCUCAAUGUCUUUUUCUCCUUCUAAAACUCAGAAGGCUGUUUCCCCUGACCUCAACAACAUUAACGAAGAAGAAGAUACCAGCAAUAAUACCUUCUACAACACAUCUAAUGAUUCAUCGAACUAUAACUUGAUGGCCAAAUUCCUUAAUUCGACAGCCAACCUGCCAUCUGGUAGUGAUCAGGGAACACAUCAUUCAUUUGAAGAUGAUUUUGAACCCAUUAAGACGUCAGAGGGUUAUGUAGGCUGGAGACGCUCACAGGAUGCACGGUCCCUGGAGGCCUUGAUCGCAUCUCCUGACUCGGAAACGUUUCUCAUCAGCGAGUCUACGCCAAAAAACAAUCUCUCAACUGUCGGAAAUUACUCUCAAAAAAACCAAUCGAGAACGUCGGUGUACUCUGAUUUAUCCGAGAAGAUGUUGGAUGGCAAGAGAGGAAUCAGGGCCAAGCUUGUGGAUUUUACGAGAAGAGGAAGUCUACGAGAUGCUGCUCAUAACCAGAACGUGGAGCACCUGGGAGAGAUCGCCCAGAUUCACGAUGGUGAUAGCGAUUAG